AUGACCCAAGAUACGAUUGAGGAUAGGAUAACAACCAGGCAAGAUAAUGGACAACGAGACGGCCAACACAAAGGAUCAGACAAAGAAAGGACACCGAUAUGGAGGAUCGCAACUUGGAAUGUAAGGAGUCUACAAGGUAAAGAGGAAGAACUGGAAAGAGAAUUUGAGGAAAUGGGAUUGGAAAUAUUGGCGAUAACAGAAACAAAAAAGAAGGGUAAGGGAACAGUGGAUACGAAGAAUGGACAUUUAGUUGUGUACAGCGGAGUGAAUGAAGAAAUGAGAGCUAUGGCAGGAGUAGGAUGUAUGAUAAACAAGAAUAUAACCGAGCAUGUAAAUGGGUGGAAAGGUUGGUCAGAACGAAUAUUGACUGUAGAAAUAGAAAAUAAGGAUGAAAUGAAAACAGUGAUAAUAGUUUAUGGGCCUAACGAAGACGACAAUAAACAAACUAAGGAUAGUUUCUGGGAGGACCUAACAGUGGUUACAGAAAGAGCUAAGGGAACAAUAAUUAUUCUGGGUGACUUUAACAGCAGAGUAGGGAAAGGAGAUAGAAUGUUUGAAUCAGUAAUGGGGCCAUUUGGAGAAGAAACUAGAAAUAAUAACGGGGAGAGAAUGCUCGAUUUCUGCUUACUGAAUGAUUUAAUAAUAACCAACACCCUAUUUCAACAUAAAGAUAUACAUAAAUAUACAAGAGAGGUGAGGAGCCGAGGAGAAAAAUCAAUAAUAGAUUAUAUAUUAAUACAAAAAGAAAAAAGGUCAACUAUAAUGGAUACAAGAGUAAGAAGAGGUCCAGAAAUAGGAAGUGACCACUAUGUAGUGAUGUCCAAAUUAAAAGGACAAAUGGCCAGAUCAGUCCCUGAGAAGAAAAUAAUUAAGGAACACGAAUGCCUUAAAACGUAUAGACUUUCGGAUAGACACUGCAGAAUUAUAUAG
Coccinella septempunctata (seven-spotted ladybird) is the source of this 930-nucleotide messenger RNA. Its product is annotated as craniofacial development protein 2-like. Gene Ontology annotation, cellular component: nucleus. Gene Ontology annotation, biological process: chromatin remodeling. The record is from RefSeq and is a predicted model, not a curated record. The transcript has a single exon. The coding region runs from base 1 to 930 and encodes 309 amino acids. Lineage: Eukaryota; Metazoa; Arthropoda; Insecta; Coleoptera; Coccinellidae. Gene Ontology annotation, molecular function: catalytic activity.